CAGAAGGCCACUGCUUACUAUGGUCAUGCACAACUGUGCGGCGUACCAUCCCUGCAUCACUCAUCCGACUUGCUAUAUCAGCACUGAGCUGACACUGAAGCUUGAGCUUGAUUAGCCAACUUUGACCGGCUUUAAUGGCAGAGGCUGGACCUUCCUCCCCACGUACAUUAUCUAGCACUGCCACCACUAGCCCACCUAGUUCGCUAUCGAGGCAGUUGCGCAUACACUUCCCACUUGACGAGGAUCGUUCCAGUCCCGGAGAUGAUCGCUCUUAUGGUGGUAACUUCCCAGGGCUUGGUACCCAUGCUCCUCGCCGCAAGUCAACGAUAGGAAAGGAAGCGUCCAUCCUUGACGGACUCGGAGCCCGUGAAGAUACACGACGUCGCGUAAAGUCCACCGAGGCCAAGAUCUCCACGGCUGGCCAGUUCUUCUCAUCUGGAAGUGGAGACCUGCCUGCUAGAUACUCUCGGCGUAUAUCGCAUGCCCCUAGAAAGACUGUCAAGAGAGACAGGACGUCUCAAGGCACAUUCUCAGAUGACCUGGCCGAACAUUCGCAGUCGUCUGCAUUCUCGAACGAGUAUGAUUUAUCUCGUGAAGAUCCACGAAUCAUUGAAGACGUUCAGCGUGCUAUCAGGCUGAAAGCACGACGAGAAGCACGCAUGAGAGCGUCGCAAUUCAUGUCUCAGAGAGACCCGCGUUACAAUUCUGAUGUAGCACCAUUCUCGCUGCAGUCUUCCUCUCUUCGGCCUCCAUUACAGAUUUCAUCUGUCGCGCGGUCGGAACCCGAGAAAUCCACCAACGACUCAGAGAUUGACUUCAGUCCAUCCGUCGGAAUGAUGCCGCUACAUCCAGUCCCGCUAUCGUCGAACGGCGGCGCUACUCUUGACUGGACCGGCUCUGGCUCGGAAGAUGACAGAUCGGAGAAGCGUUGGUCCCUGCACCGUCCCAAGCGCAAACACAAGGAUCGAUUCUCAAUGCCAUCAGGCCGGAACAUUGUUGAGAAGCAGGACUCUCUUUAUGCAGAUAAGUUGGCACAGAUCAGAAGUAACGCGAAGGACCGCACAUUGCGCAAGGCUGCAAUUACCAGCGAUCAACUACAGAGGCGAUACAAUCUGCUUUCACCACCUCCUGGCUCACAUAUGCCGUCGGUGAAUUUACUUGAUGUUGCUCAUUGGUACGACAAGCAAGAGCUUGGAGUCAAAGCAUCGUUGGAGAAGGCGGAACCAUUGACAUGGUUGAAGCAUCUCCUUGACAGCCGUGGCCCAAGGCCAUCGCACCCUCCGUGGUACCUUACUGCCCUCAUCAUGGAAGAAUACGCAAAGUCGCUCACACACCAUCAGUCGAUGGCGACCAUCCCUGAGGAUGUCGUUCCCCCAGACUCUUCCCCAACAGCCGCAUCGCUACCCGAGACGACGAAGUCACCGUCUAGUGGGUCGUGGUCGUGGAACCCUUCGCCGGUGUUUCUGGAACCCUCCCUCUCUCGUAAACGGUCCUCGUAUGAUCAACAGGUAUCGUUCGAACCGCAUGUUGAAUCUGGUCGCGAGUCUGUCGGCGCGCAGUCGAGGCCAAGCAAUGAGGGUCUCAACAAGAAAUGGAGACACUCGUUCACCCCAGGAUCAGAUUCGGCGCCGGACUCUCUGUACAGCAGUAGGGCCAUCGGCGGCAAGAACCGUAGUCACCUCCGUAACCUCGCCAAGCGUUUACGACGUCGCCCUUACGACAGCGAGGAGGGACUAUCGUCUGGUAGAAACUCGUUAUCAGGACGGAGUUUCUAUGAUGAUGCGUUCGGGAAGCUGGCGAGGUCUGCGGCUCGUAGCCAACCAGCGAGCCUCCGCGUACGGUCAUCGGAUACCUCGGGAUCUGACGAUGAAGCACUAUCAGAGCCUAUCCACGGGCGUCAGAGUCGCGAAGAAACCCGGACGGCCACGCGUAACGCUUUCGAACGGAACGAAGGAGGGGACGGUUUUCCGAAACCUGAGGAUCCGACGGGUCCUCCUGAUACGUCCCCUGCACCGCCGCGUCGCCUGAUUCCUCGUCGCAGACAGCGUGUGUCAUUGCCCUCAUCUGAUCGCAUUGUGAGCAAAGAGCGAAUAAUACAGCAGGAAGAGAUAGACGAGGAAGCGGAGCAUCGAGAAUAUGAUCGGAAAGCUCAGCUCUUGGAAGAUGCUGCUUCGCAUAAUUACAACAUUCGCCACAUGCUUCAUCGUGUUGGAACUAGCAUGCGAGAAUACGAUUCGGUUCAGGUUGGUCUCACAAGUAUCCUUGGAACCGACUAUCCAAAUCUGCCACCCGAAGUAUUGGAGGCAUUCCUCCACGAUCCUGCUGCGAUACUCGGGGGCACUCGCACACUCAGCGGCUGGAGAGCAGUGGAAGAUAUACAUGAGCGAGUACAGCGUCAACGGAAGACACUGCGUUCGUUCGUGUCCGCUCUUACCCCCAAUUCGGAGGAUGCGACUCCGUCGAAGAGCAUGUUCCACGAUCCUAUUGCUUCUCUGCAAGACUCGCUGUUAAAGUUAGAGCGCCAUCGACAGCGUGUUACGGAGCAGGCGGAGAAGGUGAUGGAGAUGCUGAUGGGAGUCAAGCAUAUCCACAGGACGGUGAAGAAAGAGUACAACGACACCUUAGCUCACACUUCAUUGGUCUAUCCUGAGCUAUCGCAAAUUGUGGCUCUGGAAGAGAGCUACAGAAACCAUUAUCAGCAAUUGUGGGACUUCGCUUUGGAUGCGCUGACGCUCCUGCUCGAUACCGUCACACCGUUCUGGCGUAACUAUGGAAAGGUCAUUGGAAAAGACGUACAGGACUUCUUGAUCAUCCCCUGGUAUCGGAACGAGUUCACCGGAGAGUCUAAAAGAUACCUCAUUGAGAAGUUCCCCAGGCGAUCGUUGCGGCAUUGGGUGGGUCUAUUGUGCUUAUACUUCCUGAGUCUCUGCGUAGUGGGAUUGCAAGGUCGUGCUGCGAUCGAAUUGACUUUGAAUUGGGAUCUGCCUUGGAUCCCGCAUACUGGGCUGUGGUGGAUGGUAUUUCCUAUCUUCAUCGUUGGGCUGUUGAUCCAAUGGUGUGCCGUACUCGUGGAGUCUUGCAUUAUUCUCGCAGAAUGGGGAGUCAUCGUGUGGUGGAUGGGUUGGACGUCAGUUUGUCGCAUCCCUGGUGGCGGGCUGGUGAACGCUAGGCACUAUGAGCGGUUGAGCAGUUGCAAGGGGGCCCAUCAGACUGGCACUUGGAUGAAGCGCCUUGGGCCUGGUUGCUGGAGGACUACGGGACGAAAUCUCUGCCUUGUAUGCAACGAAUGUGUGCAUGGAGGUUUGUUGUUGCUGUAG
Molecule: messenger RNA, 3317 nt
Organism: Laetiporus sulphureus 93-53
Lineage: Eukaryota; Fungi; Basidiomycota; Agaricomycetes; Polyporales; Laetiporaceae
Exons: 7
Coding region: 135-3317 (1060 amino acids)
Source: RefSeq, a predicted model, not a curated record